Perkinsus marinus ATCC 50983 is the source of this 510-nucleotide messenger RNA. RefSeq names its product ribosomal protein, putative. The coding region runs from base 1 to 510 and encodes 169 amino acids. Gene Ontology annotation, cellular component: nucleolus; box H/ACA snoRNP complex. Gene Ontology annotation, biological process: rRNA pseudouridine synthesis; snRNA pseudouridine synthesis. NCBI's taxonomy places the organism in Eukaryota, Perkinsozoa, Perkinsida, Perkinsidae. The transcript is spliced from 5 exons. Gene Ontology annotation, molecular function: box H/ACA snoRNA binding. The record is from RefSeq and is a predicted model, not a curated record.
AUGUCUGACAGCGAGGCCCCUUCUACUAGCACUACACUCUACGUCUCUCCUAUUGCUGAUCCUCUUAUGGGAGGCAAGUUGAAUGCUCGCGCUAUGAAGCUAGUCAAGAAAGCUGCUACGUCAAAGUGUAUUCGCCGCGGCGUGCCUGAGGUCCUUAAGGCUGUUAGGAAGGGUCAAAAGGGUAUGAUACUACUGGCCGCUGACGUGUACCCGGUCGAUGUCAUUUCCCAUGUGCCGGCUUAUUGCGAGAAGAAUGGUAUCGCCUACGCAUACGUACCGUCGAGGCAGGUGUUGGGUACUGCUUGCCAGACUAAGAGAGCUGCAUCUGUGGUGUUGGUCGUCGAGCCUAAGGACGACUCUACUUAUACCAAGACUUACGAGCAGGUAUUAAGUUUUCUCGGAUUUUACCGCGCGCCACGAAAUUAUGGUCGCAGGUUCACAAGGGAAUCUUGGCGAUCAACCCCUACUUGUAAAGAUGCGGAUGANNNNUGGGUUAAAAUGAUAGUUUAA